Brachypodium distachyon (stiff brome) is the source of this 1381-nucleotide messenger RNA. Its product is annotated as probable WRKY transcription factor 70. Gene Ontology annotation, biological process: regulation of DNA-templated transcription. Gene Ontology annotation, molecular function: DNA-binding transcription factor activity; sequence-specific DNA binding. NCBI's taxonomy places the organism in Eukaryota, Viridiplantae, Streptophyta, Magnoliopsida, Poales, Poaceae. The record is from RefSeq and is a predicted model, not a curated record. The transcript is spliced from 3 exons. Bases 167 to 1045 code for a protein of 292 amino acids.
UUCAUCAUUCUUGCCUUGCUGCCUCGUUUCAAAAAAUAAACAAGCUCUGCCUUGCUGCUGGUUAGUGUGCCUUGGCCUCUGCUGCUCCUUCCUGCUGCUAGUGCUAGUUGAGCUAGAGAAGAGAAGAAGAGAGUGAGGUUGCGCUUGGAUUUGUGCAGAAUACAAGAUGUCUAUGGCCAUGGAGCAGCCGACGCCGCAUGAGCUCCUGAUGGGCGAACUCAUCAAGGGGAAAGAUUUGGCUGCGCGGCUGCAGGGGCUCCUCGGCCACUCGCCCGAGGCCGGCCUCAUCGUCGACCAGAUCCUCCACGCCUUCUCCCGCGCCAUCGACGCCGCCAAGCCCGUGGGAUCGGAGGUGCAGAGAGAGGCCACCUGCGCCCGGAAGAGGAAGGCCGCCGCCGCGGCUGCACGCAGGGAUACAAGCCGGAGAAGGCAAUCGUCCGGGUUCACCAAGGUCGUCAAGAACGUGGAGGACGGCCAGUCCUGGCGCAAAUACGGCCAGAAGGACAUCCAGAACUCGGAGCACCCAAAAUCCUACUUCCGGUGCACACACAAGUACGACCAGAAGUGCGCCGCGCUCCGGCAGGUGCAGCGCUGCGACCAGGACCCGGAGUCCUUCGUGGUCACCUACAUCGGCCAGCACACGUGCCAGGACCCUCACGACAUGGCCGCACCGCCGCACGUCGACAUCCACCAGACCGCCGACGGCGUGCACGCGGGGUCCCACCUUAUCUGCUUCGCGCCCAACGCCGGCCCGGCCAGCACCACCACGAGCGUGACCACAAACCAGACCGGCAUCGGCAUGGACGGCGCCGCGCCGGGAUCGGCAUCGGGCCUGCCGAUCCUGAAGGUCGAGGGCGGCGACCAGGAGGAGGUGAGGAGCUGCCUCACCCCCGGAAGCUCGGCUGUGCACAGCACCGCGGCUGCCGCCGGCGCCGGGCCGGACCAGGGUGACGUGUCGUCCGCCCCGCAGUUCUACGAGGAUGGCGCUGCUGACAUGGGAGAGUUCUUUGGUCUUGAAGACAUCUUCGAUCUCGACGACCACUGAUUUAGUUGGGAUGUUUGUCCGGAGGAGUCGCUCGAUCCGUCGCGUAAUAUGGAAAUAAUGGCCGCGCGGAUCUUUUUGUCUUGUUGAUCUGUAGUUUAGUUUGUACAUUCUUGGUGUGUAACCUCGGUUAGAAUGAAGCUGCAGGUGUGCUAUUGCUAGCUAGCACACACCUAGGCGUCCUCGCUUAUGGGCAAGCCUUGUUUAGGAGCAGAGUUUUCGUCUUCCUCAAAGAACUGAGCAGUGAAAACAGAGGAAUUCAGUACAUUUCGUGCUCCAGCUCUCUCUCCUUUGUCCAAAUUUAGCAUGUUGUGUUCGCAAUCUGAAAUUCCUUAAAGA